Messenger RNA from Triticum turgidum subsp. durum (durum wheat), 2187 nucleotides. The record is from the annotation of a GenBank genome assembly. NCBI's taxonomy places the organism in Eukaryota, Viridiplantae, Streptophyta, Magnoliopsida, Poales, Poaceae.
AUGCUAGCUUCACCAAAAUAUACCAUGAAGAAACUUCAGCUGCACAGCAAAACAUACAGCAAGGUAUUGCAGAUGCAUUACCUUGGCGUUGCUCUUGUGUUGAUGGUCUUCUGCUUGCUCUCUCCUUCCAGUUCCUGCACGGAGCAAGAGAAGAACUCCCUUCUCCGGUUCCUUGCCGAGCUCUCUCAAGACGGUGGCCUAUCCUCGUCAUGGCGGAAUGGCACGGAUUGCUGCAAGUGGGAAGGGGUCGCCUGCAAGCAAGACAGGAUGGUCAGACAUGUCUCGCUGCCUUCGAAGGGCCUCAAGGGGCACAUCUCACGGUCCCUUGGCGCCCUCACCGGGCUGCAGCACCUCGAUCUCUCUGAAAACUUGCUGUCCGGUGGCCUGCCCCGGGAAUUAUUGUCUUCCAGCAGCAUCGUCUUCCUCGAUGUCAGCCUUAACCAGCUCAACGGAACACUCCGUCAGCUGUCAUCUUCACCACCUGCCAGGCCUAUACAGUUGCAGGUACUAAACAUCUCAAGCAACUUAUUUGCAGGACAGUUUCCAUCCGCCACAUGGAAAGCAAUGGAGAAUCUGAUGGCACUCAAUGCCAGCAACAACAACUUUAUUGGGCGGGUACCAGCUCAAUUCUGUAACAGCUCACCAUCCCUCGCUGUGCUCGAUCUGUGUUUCAACAAAUUUAGCGGCAGCAUCCCCCCAGGACUUGGUGAUUGCUCCAAGCUGAGAGAGCUCAAGGCCGGGCAUAACAACCUCAGUGGAACGCUCCCAGAUGAACUCUUCAAUGCAACCUCGUUGGAAUACCUGUCUUUGCAAAACAAUGAUUUACAUGGAGUUCUUGAUACUGCAAACAUGGUCAGCCUCAGAAAUCUCGUAACCCUUGAUCUUGGAGGGAACCGAUUCAGUGGCAAGAUACCAGAUUAUAUAGGCCUGUUCAAGAGACUGGAGAAUCUCCAUUUGAACGACAACAAUAUGUCAGGGGAGCUGCCAUAUGCCCUCAGCAACUGCACAAAUCUCAUAACAGUUGACCUGAAGAGAAACAAACUUAGUGGAGAACUUACCAAUGUCAAUUUCUCCAAUCUUCCAAAACUAAAAACUUUAGAUCUAGAUUCCAACAACUUAUCCGGCACAGUUCCAGAAAGCAUAUACUCGUGCAGUAAUCUGACAGCGCUGCGGCUAUCUACCAACAACUUACACGGGCAGCUCUCGUCCAGAAUAGGUAAUCUGAAGCAUCUGUCCUUCUUGUCACUUGGCAAAAACAAUUUCACAAACAUCACAAAUGCACUUCAGAUCCUUAAGAGCAGCAAGAACCUGAGCACACUGUUUAUUGGGCACAACUUUAGGGGAGAGAUCCUCCCACAGGAUGAGACAAUUGAUGGAUUUGGAAAUCUUCAGGUUCUCGAUAUACAAGGUUGCCAAUUUUCCGGCAGAAUACCUGUAUGGAUAUCAAGGGCUGCAAACUUGCAGGUGUUACUUUUAUGUGGCAAUCGUCUCACUGGACCAAUACCAGGCUGGAUCAACUCUCUAAGUCAUCUCUUUUAUAUGGAUGUGUCAACCAACAGACUAACAGGACAAAUCCCGUUAACCUUGAUGGAGAUGCCAAUGCUAAAAUCAACUGAGAACAUAACUCAUAUGAACCCAAGGGUCUUUGAUCUGACAGUUACCAAUGGCCCAUCACUUGAAUACCGUACCAUUACAUCUUUCCCAGCAGUGUUGAAUCUAAGGAACAACUGCUUGACAGGUGUAAUUCCCCCGCAGAUUGGACAGCUCAAAGCGCUUGUUGUUCUUGAUUUCAGUUUUAAUAAGCUAUCCGGGCAGAUUCCACAUUCGGUUUGCAACCUCACAAACUUACAGGUGCUAGACCUGUCCAGUAACAAUCUCGCAGGUGCUAUCCCAGUUGCAUUGAAUGCCCUGCACUUCCUUUCGGCGUUCAGCAUUUCAAACAAUAACCUAGAAGGGCCUAUUCCAUCUGGAGGCCAGUUUGAUACAUUUCAGAAUUCUAGUUUCGACAGGAACCCAAAGCUGUGUGGCUCUGCUCUCACUCAAAAAUGCAAUUCAGCAGAAGCACAUCAACCCAUCAUUCCGUCCGCAAAACAAGCUGACUACAAGGUGGCCUUUGUGAUUGCAUUCGGUGCAUUCUUCGGUGUAGGGGUGUUGUAUGAUCAGUUAGUCUUGUCAAGGGUGCACUAG